GAGGCAGUUGUCAAUCGAAGUAAAUCGAAGUGAUUUCCUUAUGCCAACGACAUGGCCUUCCGCGCGAACCUGCUGCGCGCUGCUACACCUCUGCCUGCUGGCGCCGCCGUCACACGUCUCGGCGCGGAGGAUCGCCGGAGAGGUGACGCUAGGACCCGGACAGGCCACGGUGAUCAGCAAAUUCUGCUUCGACUUUAACCCUCAAUGCCAUGAUCAUCAAGCUUGUUUGGAACCGCCUGGAGAACUGGAUCUCACUGUCUUCUCGGCGCACGAAGCGCCUCGUCGACGGUUCCGGGAGCACCUCGUCGAGGCCAGGGAACCCAAAGUCACGGUGGCCUUGCUGGACGACGAGUAUUUCAGCUUCCCAGAAGUCUCCCAAGUCUGGGGCGAGGCGAACUGCAGCGAUGUGGCCAAGGCGGCGAAGAAGACCUUUCCGCUGGAGUGGCACCGCAUCGCUUCGGUGGCGGGACAAGCCAUGAAGACCAACGUGGUGGAGAAAAUCCGACCACGGUGGUGGUACAUCGCUUUGGCGUCCUGCUCAGAUCAUGCCUUGACGCUGAGUUUUGGGGUGAUGACCUCGAAUCCCUUGCAGGGAGCCAAUGCCCAACUCUCUAUGGAUGAGAUAGGCAUCCUGCCCGUUUGCAGCAUGGCGCUUCUGGGCUUUGGCAGCUUGUGCGCGAUUCACUUGAAGCUUGUGGCCUCAGAGAUGGGGGGAGCUUGCUCGGGGGGUCACCAAGGGCGUUUCUUUCCGCUGAUCGGGUGAGGUUUCAUGUCCCGAACUGAGUCAAUCCCCAACCCUGAGGAAGGUUUUGUUAUUUUUGGACGGUGGUGAAGUCAGGUGAAGUCAGCGCAGCGCUGAGAGGUCGGCCAUUCUGCGCCGUCGGUCAGGUGAUAUCGCUGAGAGAUCCCUUAACCGUUAACCGAGCUCAGUCUGACACCACCGGCCUUUUUUGGGGGGUGUAGAAAAUGUGUCACUUGAAAAAUAACAUCACUAUUCAUCGCUCAG
Messenger RNA from Durusdinium trenchii, 1006 nucleotides. NCBI's taxonomy places the organism in Eukaryota, Dinophyceae, Suessiales, Symbiodiniaceae. The record is from the annotation of a GenBank genome assembly.